Molecule: messenger RNA, 1326 nt
Organism: Panthera uncia (snow leopard)
Lineage: Eukaryota; Metazoa; Chordata; Mammalia; Carnivora; Felidae
Gene: LYSMD1
Product: LysM domain containing 1
Exons: 3
Coding region: 257-940 (227 amino acids)
Source: RefSeq, a predicted model, not a curated record
AGUCGGCGGGGUCCUGAGGAUAGACACCGGUAGGGACUGAACACUCAGGGUACAGAUUUGUGGGAAAGGGGCUUGGAGGGAGGAGGCGCGAGAGCGGAGGGGGUGCGUAGUACCGGAGGAGUAGGGAGAAUUAGGAGAGAAGACAGAAGGGAAAAGGAUCCUCUGGAUAUCCAUUCCUAGACCCCGGCCCCAUCACUAUUGAGCGCUUAGCCGGGCCUCCCUUAGUUGCAACCCCGGCUGUCGGUAGGGUCAGGAGAUGACUUCUCCCUCUAGACAGGCCUCCCUUGGGGGGUCGGGACUGCUUCAAGGGAGCCGGGCUCGUUCUUACGGAAGCCUGGUGCAGUCGGCUUGCUCCCCGGUGAGGGAAAGACGCCUGGAGCAUCAGCUGGCCCCCGGAGACACCCUGGCUGGACUAGCACUCAAAUACGGGGUGACGAUGGAACAGAUUAAGCGUGCAAACCGCCUUUAUACUAAUGACUCCAUCUUCCUGAAGAAAACCCUCUACAUCCCCAUCCUGACAGAGCCCAGAGACCUGUUCAAUGGUUUGGAUUCUGAGGAAGAGAAAGAGGGAGAGGAAGAAGUACAGUCAAGUAAGGAUGAAGUUCAGCCACACUCAGCUGACAGGAAGAAACGAGAAACAGGUUCAGGACGUUCUAACGGUGAAGUCCUUCCCACACCUGGCUGGGAACCCCACACUCCCAUCCAUGACCUCUCUGCCUCUGAUUUCCUUAAGAAGCUUGAUUCACAGAUCAGCCUGUCAAAGAAGGCUGCUGCCCAGAAGCUGAAAAAGGGGGAAAGUGGGGUACCUGGGGAGGAGUCAGGCCUUCACCUGAGUUCCCCUCGGAUGCAGCAGCGAGCAGUCCUAGGUCCGGUCCCGUUGACCCGGACCUCUCGGACCCGGACACUUCGGGACCAGGAGGAUGAAAUCUUCAAACUCUGAUGUCCCCAGAAAUGAUUGAGAGAAGCAAGAUGUUGAAGUAGCAACUUGAGGGGGAGAGGAGCCUGAGGUGAGGCUCAAGAACACAGCUUCCCGGCCUGCCUCCCUCCCUCCUGCCUUCAUUCCAGCCUUCUCGUUGAUCUAGAGUUCCUUGGCCCAGGGCAGCUUGAUUGGCAAGAGUAGAGGGUGGGGAACAGACCCCUCCUCAGUUCUUUGUCUGAAUCUAGAGCUGUCCUUUAGAUUCAAAAGGCUCUUUUUACGUCCCUGUUGGCUUCCCCGUCCCUUUUACCUUCCCUUGGCCUUAGAACAGGGUGGCGAGGACUCCCUCAGCCCCCAGCCUCCUUCCUCUCCGUCUCCAACUAUGUUACCUAAUUUAUUUGGUGCUAUAU